GUAACAAUAAUAAUAAAUUAGUGAAAAAAAUGUCGGAAGAGGCUCCAAGCACAUCCGUCUUUGGCUUUAAGAAGCGCAACAUCAAUAGAGGAGCUGCCAUGCGACGUAAAAAAGCCAGCAGCAGCAGCGGCGGCGACAGCAGCAACAACAAUUCUGGACACAGCAGUGAUGAUGAUCAGCAAAAGCAAAAACUGAGCGCUGUGGUUCGUGCUGAGCAUCGACGCAAACGUACAAAUCCCAAUUUCCAGAGCACCAAAACGCUGGCCAAAAGAGAACGUCAUAGUGAAAAGAAUGACGACGAGCAGUCCAGUGGGGCGGACGAUGCGGCGGUGGAGGUAGGCGUGGCGUACAAAUCAAAGCGUCAAGCCUUGCCCAGUGGGCCGCAAGAUCAGGGUGCCACGGCUAUCAAUGAGGUCGAAACGGAACUUGACCGCGAUGCGCAGGCAAUACACGCGCGCUCUUUAAAGAUUAACGAGGAGCUGGAAGGCAAGGCGGACGACAAGAUCUAUCGAGGCAUUAACAACUAUGCGCAAUACUACAAGAAGCAGGACACUGCAGCAGGAAAUGCUAGUUCGGGUAUGGUGCGCAGAGGUCCAAUAAGAGCGCCGGCCCAUCUGCGUGCGACUGUACGUUGGGACUAUCAGCCGGACAUUUGCAAGGACUACAAGGAGACGGGCUACUGUGGCUUUGGUGAUAGCUGCAAGUUCCUGCACGAUCGCAGCGAUUACAAGGCGGGAUGGCAAAUGGAAAUGGACCAUGAAGCACAGCAGCGUGGCGAUUGUGAGUCGGAUGAUGGGGAUGACCACAAGUAUGAGAUACACUCGGACGAGGAGUCCUUGCCCUUCAAGUGCCACAUUUGCAGACAAAGUUUUGUCAAUCCUGUGAUGACGAAAUGCAAGCAUUACUUUUGCGAGAAAUGCGCUCUGGCUCAGUACAAAAAGUCUCAACGUUGCGCUAUAUGUACGGUACAAACCCAUGGAAUAUUUAAUCCUGCCAAGGAGUUGAUAGCACGAUUAAAAAGCGCGCCUUCAAAUGAUGGUGAUGAUGACGACGAAGACGACGAUGAUGAUGAAGAUGAUGAUGGUGAUAUUGGUGGUGGGAAGCAUAAGCAUGUGGAGCAGGAGGUGCAUCAGAUUUCUGAUACUGAGAGUGAUUAGUUUAAAUUAUAAGAUUUUACAUUUUAAAUAAAACAAGAUCGUAGU
Messenger RNA from Scaptodrosophila lebanonensis, 1202 nucleotides. It is a transcript of the gene mdlc, whose product is annotated as E3 ubiquitin-protein ligase RNF113A. The record is from RefSeq and is a predicted model, not a curated record. Gene Ontology annotation, molecular function: metal ion binding. The transcript is spliced from 3 exons. Gene Ontology annotation, cellular component: U2-type spliceosomal complex. Gene Ontology annotation, biological process: snoRNA splicing. The coding region runs from base 30 to 1157 and encodes 375 amino acids. Lineage: Eukaryota; Metazoa; Arthropoda; Insecta; Diptera; Drosophilidae.